Molecule: messenger RNA, 1248 nt
Organism: Tribolium madens (black flour beetle)
Lineage: Eukaryota; Metazoa; Arthropoda; Insecta; Coleoptera; Tenebrionidae
Gene: Gr101
Product: putative gustatory receptor 28b
Exons: 2
Coding region: 93-1217 (374 amino acids)
Biological process (GO): sensory perception of taste
Cellular component (GO): axon; dendrite; neuronal cell body
Source: RefSeq, a predicted model, not a curated record
AUUAGUAUUAGACUUAAUCAAGCACUUACAAUAAUUACUUGAUCUUGUUUCAAAACAAAAACAAUUUUGUCCUCAAUAUUUACUCCUCAAAAAUGCGUCUCCUUGCCAAUACUCCACUCCCUCUAAUCCUCCUUUACAAACUCCUGGGGAUUAUCCAAUUCCCUCUCAACUCCGAUUCCUCUUUCAUCUCCCGUUUCUGGUGCCUCCCUUUCUACUCCUACUUCUUCUACAUCUCCUACAUCUACACAACCUACACCCGAAACCUCACAGGAAUGUUCAAAUACAUCGACCAAAUGGCCGGUUACACCGGCUUUCUCGCAAUGUUAACCUCAAUGGUAAUGUUUUACAAACGCAGCAACGACUUAAAAACCCUCCUAAGAACCCUGGAACCUCUCCAAAUCAACUCAAUCAGAACCAAAACCACCAACACGCACCAAUGGGUGAGGAGUGGAUUAUUUGCCUCAAUCACCAGCAAUAUUUUAUUUUACCCGUUUUUACCAAGCGAUGUGAGUUACUAUUUCUUCUGUUUUCUCCCCCUGGUGGUCAACGCCUUGGACCACCUCUUCCUCAGCGACAUCCUCGACGACAUCUCCACCAAAUUCGACCAAAUCAACCAGAAUUUUCAACGCCAGAUCAAAUCCGUUGAUCUCUUUGUCAUCUUUCCUCUGACGAAAAUCGAAAAAGUGAAGAACUUGAAGCAAGACGAAGUCACUUUCAACAUGCAAAAAAUCCAAGAAUUGUCACAUUUGCACUACAAACUGGUCAGAUUGACGGUCAAAAUCAGCGGUUUGUUUGAAAUCACCACAAUCACGGGCAUGAUCAUGUGGUUUGGUUACGUCAUUGACACGAUGUAUCUCUUCAUCCACAUCAGGUCAAGGCAUGAAGACACCAACUCGCUUAUUGUCAUCUACACUUUCAAUAUUUUUUUCCUUUUCUUCUGCUUCUAUUGGUUUCUGGUGAUGGUGGCAAUGUUUAGUCGGACCCAAAGACAUGCCAACAAAACGGCCACUUUUGUGCACGAUAUUUGGAACAAAUAUGCGUUGAAGAAUGAGGUGGAUAAGAGAGUGCGACACUUGCAAUUGGUCGCGAUUAGACUCCUCAACACCAGAUUACAGUUCACUGCGAAGGAUUUUUUUCAACUAGAUUGGACGUUUUGCCAUAUGAUGAUUGCGGCCCUGACCACUUACUUAGUUAUAUUGAUCCAGUUCAAUUUUUAAUCACUUAGAAAUAAAGUUAUUAGAGGAAUUA